Messenger RNA from Suillus subalutaceus, 585 nucleotides. RefSeq lists its product as uncharacterized. NCBI's taxonomy places the organism in Eukaryota, Fungi, Basidiomycota, Agaricomycetes, Boletales, Suillaceae. The transcript has a single exon. The annotation marks the transcript as partial. The record is from RefSeq and is a predicted model, not a curated record.
UUCUCGCCAGAGGUAUCAGCGGCACUGAAAGGUGAUGCCGGUCACAACAUUACGAUAUCCCUUCAAAGGUUCGGUAUCAUCGUCUCUGCUGCACUUCGAGUCAUGCACCCUGAUCUUUAUUGGGCCGGAAUGGAAACUCAAGUCAGGCUGGGUGUAUGGGCUGCCAGAUAUGAAUUAGACGAGAUGCACUAUCAUCUUCAACGCUGGACAUCUGUCUUUAAUGUGGUAUCGAUCAUAUGCAAUUGCCGGUCACCCCCUCGUAGAGAUCCCAAAUGUCGACCGGCAGCAUUUGAUAUCAUGACAACCACCGGUAUUUAUCACCCAGUCAUCAUGGACUUUAUGAAUCUCGGGAUCAAGUUUCUAUAUGACUCUGGCUCAAUGCUGGCUUCAUCAUGUCAACUGGUGAGACAUUACAUGGAUGUGGAAGAGGGCAACCGGAUUGUGACUGUGUGGUACAUGCGAGACAGCAUCCACAAUUUUGUUGGGACUCCGAGCACGGAGUAUGCAAAAUAUGACCGUGUAAAUAUUUCGCAACUCUAUGUACUCAUUCAAAUAUACAUCUGGUAUACUCGGUUAUCGUAUUGA